Molecule: messenger RNA, 1301 nt
Organism: Stegodyphus dumicola
Lineage: Eukaryota; Metazoa; Arthropoda; Arachnida; Araneae; Eresidae
Source: RefSeq, a predicted model, not a curated record
AUUUGGAAACAAAUUAAGGAACCUUUAUUUCAUUUUAUUAGUUUAUAGGUUACUAUUUCUAAUUUUUUUAGUAAUUUACCACCUUUUAAAAAGGUGUAACGGUAUUUUUUGAAAUCCCAAUGGAACCUAAAGAAGUCGUCAUGAAAGAGCUAAACCAAAAUCUUGAAAUUCUGGAGAAAGGCUUAAUGUCAGAACUUAUAAAAAUAUCUGAACAUCGCAAGCGCAUCUUGAAAGGAGAAUUUGAAAAAUCUGAAAAAUUUCUCAAGCAACCUCAGUUGUUGAAGGAAACAGAUGUUAUAUCCUCUGCAGCCUUUCCUGUGAAACUUGAUUCCUCUGCUCAAGAAAAACUUGCGGAAAAGAGAAAUGUUGCAGACAAGUUAGAAGAUGAGCUUCGCAACUUACGCUCUUCUUUUGACGAUAAAAUGGAGAGUACGGAACGGAUAAAAAAAGAGCUACAUCGAAGAGAAGGUAUGCUCAUCAAAUCAGUACAGCAAAUAGAAGCAUUUCUGAGAGCUGUUUUCUAUUUAAAACAAGAUGCUGAAACUAUGUAUGAGAAGCUGGAAAACAUUGCUGCAAAUGCUGACAAGGAGCUUAUUGCUUUAGCAGAAGAAAAUGCAAAUUUAUCUAUGCGAAGAAAUGCUUUAGAGCAAUUACUGCGGAUUUUCAAACCCACGAAAGUUUGCCUGGAAGAGAUACUUUGCGAUUCAUCGGACUAUCAUAGUGUGAAACAACUGGUAAAUUAUUACCUUGUCCUUGAGAUCCUGCAACAAGAUCUCUUAAAUGAAGAUGAAAAAUGCCAAUUAGAAGAGACGUUGCUUAAGGAAGAAAGAGAAAAGCUUGUGGAGCUGAGUAAAAGCCAUCCAUUGGACAUAGCUGCUAAAGAAACCGAAAUUCAAAAGCUGCAAUCCGCUACUAAGAAUGUUCGAGAUCAAAUCCUGAAGCUGCAGCAACAGAUGGAGGCAGCUAAAAUAAGGGAAGAAGCCAAGAGGUUCGACACCGAAAGAUGGAUUUCUAAACUUUAUGAUACUGCUUGCCAGAUGAGACCCCCGAAACCCGAUGAAGAUAUCAGUAGCGUUUCAAGCCAGCUGGAUCGAAUUUACGAUUUCGUUUCCACUAGUUUUCAAGUGUUGGAGAGACUGAAGAUGGAAGAUUAAAAUUAUUAAGUCACGAUCCUCCUAAAAUGCUAAGCAGACUAAAACUUUCAAGGACAAUUUCUGAAGAAUAGGCAUUAUCCUUAAAGGCAAAUUUACUUUAGUUACAAAUGUUUAGUUUUUGUAAUUUUAAAAAUAUCUCAAAUUUAU